AUGUUUAAGGUGGCCCCGUACGUUCCAUACAUUUACAAAUGCUCAAAUGGAAGCAACUUUUUCAAAUUUUACAAUCAAAUAAAGACAAAGGGGUACUCCGAUUUACUUAAUUUUGCCAAGGGCUUGUACCUUUACUUGUGCAGGAAUUGCCACAAAAAUGAUGAUCUGUUCAUACAUUUUUCGAAAAAAUUGUUCAGAGACAUUCAUGGGGAAAAUUUCGGGGAGAGGAACAAGAAGGACCUGUGCUUGUUAAUGCUGUUGUAUAUGAAAUGUAAAAAAAGGAGUAAAUCGUUUGUACUCGGUAAGGACAUAAUUAAGCACAUAAGUUGCGCAAUCGAAGAAAAUUUAGACAACUUCGAUGAAGAUGAUCUCUCCACCGUUUUGACCUUCUUAAAUUGCACAGCGAAUAACAAGUUGUACUCACCCCGCGGUAUAGUAAAAAAUGACGUAAGUGCCAGAAUUACAACACAGAUUAUUCAGCGAAGCGAUAAUUAUUUGCACAAUUUCAGGCAGACAAAAAAUCUGUGUAUAUUGUAUAGCUAUUUAUGCAGAGAAAACAUAAGCGUCAAAUUACACAAUAACAUUUUGGGACGAAUUUUUAGCGGUGUAGAUCGCUGUGGGGACACCGAUUUGACCAACAUUGUAUUUAACUUUUACUACAUUAACAGCGUUUUUUUUAAAAAAUUUUUAAGCAAAAUAUGCGAACUAGGCAAUACUCAGAAUGGCGCGUUUUAUAGCAGCAACAUAGAAAAGAUAAACGACAGCAAAACUGAAGCGUGCACGAGUGGGGAGGACACACCGUUGACGAAAAAAUGGGGUGAGGAGUUAUCCUCUCAGGAGGCACAUUCCGUAGGUAGCACUGUUAGCAGUGAAGGGGUUACAUGUCAUUCGAGCCCCGUUUAUAAAUGUGACAUGCUAGGGCGUACGGCUGGAGACACCCAUUUCUCGCGAGAAAAAGCCACCCGUUGUGUGACGUACGGCAACAUAUUCAAUAUUUACAACUGCAGUAUGUUCCUGCAUGGAUUCAUAAAUGAUUAUAACAACCUUUUUUUAAAAAGGAAAAUAGGAAAAUUGCUAGACCGAUGCAACUUCAUAGAUAACAUUUGGAAAAACUGCAGACUGAUGCAUGUUUUUUACUACACACUUGAGCAUUAUAUGAACACAGGGGCGAGUCAGGAAAUGAAUGUGGACAGUGUACAGCGCAUCCUAAGAAAGGGAUACACUGAUGAGGACGCUACCCUUAAAAUGAAGGAGGUAAAAUUGUACAGUAAUAUCUUUUGCGCGGAUAACAUAAAACUGUUGAUGUAUGUAUACCAGGACGGAGUACACUACUACGGACGCUACUUCGACGCUUGCAGGGCGUUCCUAGAUAAGUACAUACUAAGUUUGCUUCAGGGGGAGGUUUACAAAGAUGAAUCUACUGGAAAUAACACAACGAAAGGAACAACACGAAUAAAGCACGAACAUAUUUACCUACUGCUGAGCGUUUUAAAUCAAAUGAAUGUGCAAAAUGAGGCAACAUUUGACUUAGUAAUGCGAAAUUUUAAGCUUAAUGGGAAGAGUUACCCCCUUAAGACAAGUCUCCUGAUGCUGCAAUUUUGCCACUCCCAUGGGGGCGAUGAUGCAUACCGUGACAUUUAUACACACAUAGGGAGAACCCUCGAUUCGCUGAUCAGCUGUGAUAAUGCCAUCUUACCAAAUAAUUUCGGAGUUUUAUUUUUUCCCCCUUUUUUGGUGAAGGAAGGAGUAUGCAGAAUGUACCUCUCUCUGUUUGUAAAAGGCGCCACAUGGUAUUUACACAGAAAGGACAAAACACAAACUUAUAGGUUAACUGAUGAGCUGUUAUACUUUGCCUUAAGUUACAACAUACUAUGUAGAGACACUAAUGCACAUGAGGAGAAUUUUUUAAAAUAUUUUAAAUUAAAAGAAUUAAAAAAGAUUUAUGAAUUUAUUCACGAAUUUGAAAAAAUAACAAAAAAAAAUUCCUUCAAAUUAAAGAGAACGGGUACAAAAAAAAAAAAAAAAAUUAACAGAUUUUAUUUUUACCUUGAAAAGGUACACAUGAAGAGUCUUGCGAAUUAUGUUGAGAUAUGCCAUCGGCAGAGUGGAAGUGCGUGUUUAAAUUUUUUGAAUUUUUUUGCCGUCUAUAAGGGGUGCUCCCAUGUGUAUGAGGGAUACGGCGCGAAGUACCUUCCCCCAUCCGUGGCCCCUGCGAUCGCGUUGUGCCGCGAGGGGCAUGUGUGA
Molecule: messenger RNA, 2244 nt
Organism: Plasmodium fragile
Lineage: Eukaryota; Apicomplexa; Aconoidasida; Haemosporida; Plasmodiidae
Exons: 2
Coding region: 1-2244 (747 amino acids)
Source: RefSeq, a predicted model, not a curated record